AUGCGACAACUAGAAGAAAGAUUACCGUUUUUUGCGAUUGCCCUACCUAAGUGGUUUCGAGAAAGUGAAAAGGGACGUGAAGCAUGGAAGAACCUUCAGAAUAACAAAGAGCGGCUAACUACUCCAUUUGACAUACAUUCAACUCUAAUGGACAUCCUGCACUGGCCAAGCGUGGAAGAACAGAAAACUGUUGGUCAGCUGAGCAAGCGUUCGCUCUCCCUCUUUCGGCCAAUACCAUCGAAUCGCACUUGCAAACAUGCUGGCAUCGAGCCGCAUUGGUGCACAUGUUUGAACUGGGAAUUAGUCAGUGACCCGGCGCAACUCCCAUUAUCCACUAUGCUUGUCCAGACGGUUAUCGAUGUGUUCAACAAUGAAACGGAACCGGAGCGAACUUCAUGCGCU
This is a messenger RNA of Gongylonema pulchrum, 402 nucleotides long. NCBI's taxonomy places the organism in Eukaryota, Metazoa, Nematoda, Chromadorea, Rhabditida, Gongylonematidae. The record is from the annotation of a GenBank genome assembly.